ACUGAAACACCUAGCAUGUUGUUGUUAUUGCAGCUAGGGGGGUUUUACAUAUGGACAUACACUUUUCACUUGGUAAAGAGUUCAUCCAUUAAGUUUAAGGCACUAAGAGCCGCAAAAGAGGAGGCUGCAAGGGAUUCAAACGACGACUUAGAAGCUGAUGUAAAAGCCCAUCUUCUCAACGGAGAGAGUGAAGGGUAUGAUGCAGAAAGCCAUCCUGUAUCACCUAAGAAGGAAAGCGAGCCCCUUUGGAGGAAGAUAAUCGAGUUUCUACACCUUAUAUUGGAGGAACUAAUGGCACCUCCUAGCGCUGGUGCAGUGAGUCUCUCUUCUAUCUAUAAACAUAAACUUUUACAGACUUUGUAUGGUGAAAUAGCAAUGUAUGUAGCACCUUGCAUUAAUCUGCUUGAAAUGCUACUACUAAAUGUUCAAGACUACCUUAGAAAAAUGAAGAGAAUGCUAGGAGAAUUGGUGAUGCAAUUGGAAAAUAUAUUGACAUGGAUAAAACUGAUGUUAUCGGAAUUAAUAAAUCCUUAA
Chenopodium quinoa (quinoa) is the source of this 534-nucleotide messenger RNA. Its product is annotated as protein PIN-LIKES 5-like. Lineage: Eukaryota; Viridiplantae; Streptophyta; Magnoliopsida; Caryophyllales; Amaranthaceae. The record is from RefSeq and is a predicted model, not a curated record. The transcript has 2 exons. Bases 16 to 534 code for a protein of 172 amino acids.